Messenger RNA from Eremomyces bilateralis CBS 781.70, 1360 nucleotides. Its product is annotated as thioredoxin peroxidase/alkyl hydroperoxide reductase. Gene Ontology annotation, cellular component: cytosol; cytoplasm; peroxisome. Bases 423 to 983 code for a protein of 186 amino acids. Gene Ontology annotation, molecular function: thioredoxin peroxidase activity. The transcript is spliced from 5 exons. Lineage: Eukaryota; Fungi; Ascomycota; Dothideomycetes; Eremomycetales; Eremomycetaceae. Gene Ontology annotation, biological process: hydrogen peroxide catabolic process; cellular response to oxidative stress; cell redox homeostasis. The record is from RefSeq and is a predicted model, not a curated record.
UUGAAAAUCAACUGAUGAUAUAUAGCAAUUUUUCUCCAGCAGAUGGUACUUGCCUUCCUAGCUCUUUGUCUAUUGCAGCCCUCCGGAUUAAAAUACUCUCACGAUUUUCCUUAUGACUAUUGACUAGCAACACACUAUUCCACUACCUGGGAGGAUAGAACUUGACCGAAUUAAUAAAAAAGAAUAGCUCACGGAUGCUAAAUCUCAAGCCGUUUAAUUUACCAAGAUCGUUGCAGGGAUGGUAGUUGGUUGUCGUGGAGAACUUGACAUCACACCCCAACACGAAGUUGCAAGCUUCGUCCAGUCCUGAAUGAUUUGAAUUCUACACUCUAACUAAACAUCAAUUGAACAUAUCCAGCGACGGUACAAACACACGUCGAAAUCACUUGAACCUACUCUUCAAACCCUAAAUCUGACAUACAAUGUCUUCCAUCCGCCCCCUCCUCCGCGCCGCCAGCACCAUUCCACGCACCACCCCUAUCCGCACAUUCCACGCCUCUGCCCGCUCCCUGGUUCAAGUCGGAGAUGCGAUUCCGUCCGUCGAGCUAUUCGAAAACUCUCCGGGCAAUAAGGUGAAUAUCGCCAACGAGUUGAAAGGGCGGUCGAUUAUCGUCGGCGUGCCGGCGGCUUUCUCGCCGGCAUGCUCCGAAUCACAUAUUCCAGGAUAUAUCUCGUCCAAAGACCUAAAGGGAGUGGACUCCGUCUUCGUGGUGUCCGUCAAUGAUCCCUUUGUCAUGAAAGCCUGGGCUGCAUCUCUUGACCCCAGCCAGAAGAGCGGAAUCCGUUUCUUGGCUGAUCCCCACUUGGAUUUCACCAAGGCGUUGGAUUUGGCUUUCGACGGCACCUCCAUUUUCGGGGGACAUCGAAGCAAGCGGUAUGCGCUUGUCGUGGAGGAUGGGAAAGUCAAGGAGGCACAUGUCGAGCCUGACAAUACAGGGUUGAAUGUUUCUGCGGCUGCAAAGGUGUUGAAGGCCAAAUGGUGAGGGGAAGCGGAACAGGGUUGACGAUGGGAUAGAGCUAGGGCAGUCUUUCGGUUGGUAGAAAAGGAAAUCUGGACAGGAGUGUUGAGCGGACUUUAAUUACUCUAUGGGGCAACAAAAGGGCUAUCUACAUCGAAUCAGGGCCACGACGUCCCAUCAAUCGCCCUUCGAGCCUGUCGAAUCCCGUAAUGUGACAAGCCAUCGCCGAAAUCAUCCUGCGGCGAGCCAUCCCUGGUAUCAUAUACCGAAAACUCCAAACAUUCACGCCAUGAAAAUCCACCCAACCACGGCACGCCCAUAGGAGCGCUCACGCACAGCGAGAGAUCUCCACUAACGCCCCGUGCCCGGGCAUAUCGUCAUCCCUCAUUCACUGCUCACUC